AUGAAGCCGCGACUCGCACGCAUAAGGACGGCCCGCUUUCUGUUCGGCAGUGCGGCCACGGGCUCUGCAUCGCGAUUCUCGGCGCCACUUCCACGCAACUUCUUCACCUCUGCCCGCCAAGGACCGUCCGCAACGCCUCUCCACCAAAGCGCCCUUCUCUUCUUUCGCCUGCAGCGGUCCGCCCUGGGCCGUCGCUUCCAAUCGCUCCGCCUCAAGAGCGACAAGCCCACGUAUCAGUCGCACAAUCCCACGCCACACCUAGGCAGCCCCGAACCCGCACCUUCAAUAUCGCAGCGUCUGAAACAGCUCUCCCGAGAAUAUGGCUGGACAGCCGUCGGUGUAUACUUCGCCCUGUCACUCGUCGACUUUCCCCUCUGCUUCGUAGCAGUGCGCCUACUCGGAACCGACAGAAUCGGCCACUAUGAGGAGGUGAUAAAAAAUGCCUUUUGGAAUGUAAUACGCAUGGCUUUUCCAGACGCAGGCAAGAUGCCAGCAGAGCCAGGCGCGGAUGAAGACGUCUCCGAAGCCACUGCAAGAGAGGGCUAUGUCGAGGCUGGGAGAGCAGUUGGGCACAACGGCGGUGCUGAUGCAUCAAUCUGGACCCAACUCGGUCUAGCCUACCUCGUCCACAAGUCCUUAAUCUUCUUCCGCGUACCACUUACCGCAGCUGUCCUUCCCAAAGUUGUCAAGACCUUGAGGAGUUGGGGGUACAACAUCGGUAAGAAGAAACCGAAGAACUAA
This is a messenger RNA of Pyrenophora tritici-repentis Pt-1C-BFP, 741 nucleotides long. Its product is annotated as DUF1279 domain containing protein. The record is from RefSeq and is a predicted model, not a curated record. Gene Ontology annotation, cellular component: mitochondrion. NCBI's taxonomy places the organism in Eukaryota, Fungi, Ascomycota, Dothideomycetes, Pleosporales, Pleosporaceae.